AUGAGUAUGGGCUUACAAUGUCCGAGCCGGCCUACUGCAUUGCAGGACAGGAACAGGGAUAGUGACGAGGGAGAUGUUCACAACAGGGAUUAUGAUGUUGCAGCUCUUGCAGCAGAUAAUUUAGGCCAAGCAUUCAGAUAUACUAUAUAUGAGAAUGAUGAUGCAGAGGACACUUACUUUGAAGUAAAUUGUGGAUUCCAGAAGUGGAGCAGAAAAUGCAGAUUACAUGUGAUGAUCGUAUUGAAGGGAUCUAUACCAUUAGCGUUUGGUGGAACAGAGCAGCCUGCUACGUAUAGAGAGUUGGCGUCCAUUGGAGGACUUAACCCUGAUAUCAACAAGAAGCUGAGUGCUGCUAUUGCCAACAUACUUGAAACUAAGUUGUCUGUCCCCAAAUCACGUUAUAAAAGUGCUGCAGUUCCAAAAUUCGGCAUAUGGAACGAUGAUGAUCCUCAAUCUGUUGUGAAAAUUUUACUCAACUUUUCGAUGAUGCUCGGAAGGGAAGGAAUGUGGGGCCUGGAAACUCUUUAA
This is a messenger RNA of Fraxinus pennsylvanica, 528 nucleotides long. Lineage: Eukaryota; Viridiplantae; Streptophyta; Magnoliopsida; Lamiales; Oleaceae. The record is from the annotation of a GenBank genome assembly.